Molecule: messenger RNA, 3247 nt
Organism: Triticum aestivum (bread wheat)
Lineage: Eukaryota; Viridiplantae; Streptophyta; Magnoliopsida; Poales; Poaceae
Product: homeobox-leucine zipper protein ROC4
Exons: 8
Coding region: 45-2879 (944 amino acids)
Molecular function (GO): lipid binding; DNA binding
Source: RefSeq, a predicted model, not a curated record
AGGUUUCUGCCAUUGCGCGCAAAGCAGAAGGUUUUGCCAUCGCCAUGCAAGAGAGCUCAUCAGAGAGAGAAACCCCAGAGGCGAACAAAACCCCGACCCACUUCCAUUUCACCGCUCGCCCACGCCGCUCCACGUUCUUGCCCUGCUCUGCCACGCACGCGACGCGACGAGGGGGGUACUCUGCUCCGGUCCACGGGGUGCUUCGCCUGCCGAUCAGUCCCAUCGCGGCGCAUCGCGCAUCGUCUUGUCUUCGCGGCCAAGCUUUCUCUCGGCCCCGGUCUGGUCUGGUCCUAUAUUUUAACGGAAGGCGUGAGGGAGUGGUUGAAGAAAACUGGUUGACACCCGACGCAGCGUCGCGCCCGAGAAGCACGCGCUUCACUGCGCUGCCGCAGGCUUUGCCCUGCCUUCUUGGCCCUCUCUCUUUCUCGCUUCUCCUCCCAAAGAGAAUGCCGAGGGAAAAGGGCAUGGCCUUUUGGGGUUUCUUCGACGGCAACGACGGCGGACCUGCGCCCGACGUGAACGGGUUCCCCUACUACUCCGCCGCCGGCCCGGGCGCCCUCGCCUCCUCCUCCCUCUCGCCGCCGUCCUGCCUUGCGCCGGCCGGCGCCGGCCGCGGCGGCGUGAAGGAAGAGAACGGGAGCCGGUCGAUGACAGACCACCUCCACGCCGUCUCUGGAGGCGAUGUCGGUGGCGGCGAGGACGGCGAGGCCGCGCCAGAGCUCGGCCACCACGGCAAGCGCAAGAGACCCUCCAACGCGCGCCACACCCCGCGGCAGAUCCAGGAGCUCCAAGCGUUGUUCGAGCAAUGCCCCCACCCAGACGAGAAGCAGCGGGCGGCGCUGGGCAAGAGGGUCCGCCUCCAGCCGAGUCAGGUCAAGUUCUGGUUCCAGAACCGCCGCACGCAGUUGAAGAGGGAAUCUCUGCUGCACGAGAACCGGCAGUUGAUGGAGGAGAACGGCAAGCUGCGCGCCGAGAACCUGUCCCUCCGGGAGGCGAUGACGCAUCCAGUGUGUGGCGGCUGUGGCGGCCCGUUCCCGGCUAUGCUUGACGAGUCGCCGUCCCUGGAGGAGGACCUGCGCGUCCAGAACGCCACACUCAAGAACGAGCUCAGCCGAUUCUGCGCUCUCGCUUCCGUGUUCCUUGGCAGGUCCAUUUCUUUCGUGGCGGCGCCACCAACGCCAGGGUCGCCAGUGGAGCGCAUUGGUUCAGUGCCGGCGACCACCGCGGCCAACUCGACGGUCACCGAGUUCACGGGCAGUCCCUCCAGCCAAACAAUGGGAAUGGCGAUCACGACCAUGGCGAAAGCUGGCAUCGACAGGUCCGUGUUCUUGGAGCUUGCGACGAGUGCAAUGGAUGAACUCGUCAAGAUGGCGCAGAUGGACGAGCCGCUGUGGAUUCCAAAUGUACCCUUGCCUGGUUCCCUUGCCAAGGAGACGCUCAACCAUGAAGUGUACUCGAGGACCUUCUCACCGUCCAUAGGGGUGAAGCCUCCGGGGUUUGUAUCCGAGGCCUCUAGGGAGUCCGGCAUUGUAAGCAGUGAUGGCAGCGUCGAGCUUGUGGAGACUCUGUUGGAUGAGGUUGCCCUCGUCUCACUCUCGUUGCUAUUCCCUGUACGUCUGAACUUACAUUGCCUGCUUGAAAUCUUGCUGCAGAGACGGUGGUCCCGUUUUUUCUCGUGCAUAAUCGCCGAAUCAUCGAUUAUCGAGGAGAUCUCUACUGGAGCUGCAGGAAGUAGAGAUGGUGCAUUGCUGCUUAUGCAGGCAAAGCUGCAGGUUCUUUCACCUCUUGUCCCUGUUAGGGAGGUGGCCUUUCUCAGGUUCUGCAAACAGUUGGGUGAGGGUUUAUGGGCUGUAGUGGAUGUUUCCAUCGAUGGGUUGGGGAUGGAGCAAGGCCUUGCUGUGGCAUCCACCACUGCAAAUAUGAACUGCCGGAGGCUGCCUUCUGGCUGUGUGGUGCAAGAUACCCCCAAUGGCUUCUGCAAGGUUACAUGGGUUGAACAUACAGUAUAUCAUGAAUCCUCCGUGCACCAGCUCUACCGGCCUCUCCUUCGGUCUGGCCUUGCCCUUGGUGCAGGGCGGUGGCUUGCGACGCUACAGCGCCAGUUUGACUGCUUGGACGUUCUCAUGCCGAAGCAAGACUCGUCAGAUGCCAUGUUGGAAGGAUCACGGAGCUUGCUGAGGUUGGCAGAGAGGAUGAUGGACAACUUCUGUGCGGGGGUGAGCGCAUCUUCUGCUGAAUGGAGCAAACUGGAUGGCUUCACGGGGAGCAUUGGGGAGGAUGUGCGUAUCAUGGCACGGAGGAGUGUGGAUGAACCUGGGGUGCCAGCUGGUGUGGUGCUGUGUGCUGCCACAUCAGUGUGGAUGCUUGUAACACCCAAACGGCUUUUCAACUUCCUGUGCAAUGAGAGAACGCGGGUUGAAUGGGACAUCCUAAGCAAGGGUGGCCCUAUGCAGGAGGUGACAAAAAUCUACAAGGGGCAACAGAAUGGCAACGCCGUAUCUCUACUGAAGGCCACUGCCCCAAACACCCAGCAGGACAGCAGCAUUCUGAUCCUACAGGAGACCUGCACAGAUGCAUCCAGCUCAACGGUGGUGUACAGCCCAGUGGACAUCCCAGCAAUGCGCCGUGUCAUGGGCGGAGAAGGCGACCCGACAUCGAUCAUGCUCCUGCCAUCCGGUUUCGUCAUUCUGCCCGGCGGGCCGAGCAUGUCUGGCGACGACGGGCACAAGACAUGCGGCUCGCUGCUCACCGUGGCGUUCCAGAUACUCGGGAACAGGCAGCCCACCGGGAAGCUCACCGUGGAGUCGGUGCAGACCGUGGACAGCCUCAUCUCCUGCACCAUCAACAGGAUCAAGACGGCGCUGCGAUGCGACGCCUGAGCGGUCUUGGAGACGGGGGAACCUUUUUGGCCUAGGAGCGAGCAGCCGGUGAAGGGUCUUGGAGUCAAGAACGAACCGCGAAAAUAGGAGUGUGGCCUUUGCUGGGUGGUGAGGACCGGGCUGGGCAGGUCCUUAGCACAGAGCAAUGGUGGUGGUUCGGGCAUUGACUCGGCCUUCUCCCGGCUGUUCUCUCCCAUGACAUUUGCAUUUUGGACAGACAGUUGGAGGCUAGUCUUCUUGAGCUUUUGUUUGCAUUUUGGCCCGGACUUGGUAGUGCUGGUAGCUAUGAGGUUCCAUGUUUUUGCAAUAGCAAAAUGUGAUGCUUUCUGUAGGAACUCGCUCUGAAUGGCAAUGUUCCGUUGGCCAUG